UCUUCCCCUCAGCUUCCCCCCCCCCCCCUACCUUUCCCUUACCCGGUUGCUCGUGUUCGCCUUCUUGCACGCGAAUGACAGUUCGAGUUCCGAUUUAGUCACCAUUGCGUACCUGAACUCCUCGUGCCCGAUUCCUGCUGCUGCUGCUGCUGCUCCUCCUUCCCCUCUCUCCGCGUCCUCCCAACGAUUCCCCCCCCCCUUCGGCACGUCUCACUCGCGCUUCCCCGCGUCCCAUCAGUUCCUUCGUUGGUUGUCAGAUUGACGAAACCUUGCAUUCACUUGCCCUCAGCCUUGCGUCGCGUGGGAUCUAUUUUGGGAAACCUCUCUCAUCAUGGCCUCCCAGGAGACCCUCCAGGACUCGGGGCAAUCUCCGGCUGGGAUGCAGAGCCGCAGCGUCAGCCCUUAUAACGAUCCCUCCUCCACCGGCUUGACCUUGGACGUGUCGGUGGCGACGACCACGACUCCUUAUACCACGGCUUCCUACAACCUCUCCCAUCCUGGCACCUCCGAUUCCUACGGCUACAACCCCGCGGGUUAUCUCUCCGCACCCUCCGCCGCGCAGACGUUGGGCCCGACCGACCCGACUUACUCGCACGGCCUGCAGCUGCCACAAUCCUUCGAUGCUGGCUUGGUCCCCCAAAUGGACCAGCAGCCACCCUCGGACGAGAACUUCUCCAAUCUGUUGAAUUCGAACCCAUCCGAGUUCGACUUUGCCCUCUACCAGAACCCCAGCCCCAACAGCACGGCGGCCCCGGACUACGACUCCCCGCUGCUGCUCGAUCCCCAGGUUCACGGCCAGCCCCGACCGGGCACCCAAGCCAUCAACCCAGCCGACCUCAUCAGCCAGAUCCCCUCGCCUCACCCCUCGGCGUCGCCGCAGAUGUCCCCCAUCUCCCCCCAAGAUCACUACCACCACUCCUCGCCGGGGCCUCUGUCGCCGCCCAGCUCGACCCCGGGGACCUACUACACCCCGCAACACUCCCGCCAUACCUCCCUGGACCCCGCCACCGCCGCCUAUAUGACGGGUAAUGCACAUACGGAUUGGCAGGCGGUCAUGGCUAAUUCCGCAUUUCAGGGCCAUCGGCGAGCCCCGUCGGAGGUGUCGGAGGUGUCGUCCGCGGCCCCCUCCCCCUACAUGUCGCAGCAUGAGUCCUUCGAUGGCGUGGACAACAAUCCCUCCCCGCUCCUAGCGCCCCAGAAUGACCCCGGCCUCUACGACAAUGCCCUCGGUAUUGAAUCUUUCACGCUGUCGGACGGUCAUCAGCAACACCAACAACCGGGCAUCAGUCCCGCCCAUAGUCCGUAUAUCUCGCCGCAGUUGAUGCCCCAGCAUGGCGCAGAGAUGAUCCCCAACGUGCCGUAUAUUUCUCCGCCCGCGGUGAAUAUGCCAUACCCCACCCCGCCGACCGACCUCUAUGGGGAGAUGGUAGCCCAAGGAAACCCCGGCCUGGGAGACAUGGGCCAGGCAUCGCAAAUGGCACCUCCGUCUAUUAACGUGGAAUUCGCGCCCCCGUCCAAGAAUCUGAAUCUCCCACAGGCGAAGCCAGCCGCGGAUCUGGACUCGCUGAGCCCCCCUGUCGCCAUGCGCUCCCGUAUGCGCAGUAAGUCAGACCCGUACGCCCACCCGGCUUCUCGCGCGCGGUCCUCUUCGACCUCGACCAGUCUGGAGCCAUUUGUCCCUCCGUCGCCGCGGUCGCUGUCGCCCUUUGAUUCCGUGGGGCGACAGCCACAUAGCAAUCCCAGUUCCCGCGAGCCGUCUCCCUCGCGGUCGGGUCGGCGCCUGUCGACAUCGUCGAUCGAUAGUCGCAAUUAUAUCCUUGGCCUUGCCGACCCACAGAGACCUGGAGCCAACCCCAAUGACUCCAAGCGCAUCCAGAAACAUCCCGCCACGUUCCAGUGCCAUCUCUGUCCCAAACGCUUUACACGGGCCUACAACCUACGUUCGCAUCUGCGUACGCACACCGACGAACGGCCGUUCGUGUGCACGGUCUGUGGGAAGGCGUUUGCCCGACAGCACGAUCGGAAGCGUCACGAAGGGCUGCAUUCGGGCGAGAAGAAGUUCGUCUGCCGCGGUGACCUGUCCCGGGGAGGACAGUGGGGAUGUGGUCGGCGGUUCGCUCGGGCGGAUGCGUUGGGGCGUCAUUUCCGGUCCGAAGCCGGUCGGAUCUGUAUCAAGCCGUUGCUGGACGAAGAAUCCCAAGAACGAGAACGCACGAUGAUGGAUCAGCAACAGCAUCUGCAGCCAAUGCCACCCCCCUUGAUGGUGCCAGGGCUGGAUGGCCAGCAUACAGGCAAUUUUGUCCUUCCUGCCGCCUUGUUGGCACAGUAUCCGGCGCUGCAGAACCUGCAGUGGGAUCAGAUAGCGGCCAGUGCAGACGAUCCCAGCGACAUGGGAGGACGUAGCAGUUUUGACGCGAGCUCCGGCGGAGAGUUUGGCUUUGACGAUGACGAGUCUGGCCUCAGUAGUGUCUCCGGCAUCAGCGGGGGCUACGGGGGUGGCCAGGGCAAUCUAUAUGAUGUGAACAACCCGGGCCAGAUGCUAGGGAUGAAUCCGGCAGAAUCUGGCUACCGAGAGACCGAUUGGAGGGCAUGA
Messenger RNA from Aspergillus ibericus CBS 121593, 2593 nucleotides. It is a transcript of the gene crzA, whose product is annotated as putative C2H2 transcription factor Crz1. The transcript is spliced from 2 exons. NCBI's taxonomy places the organism in Eukaryota, Fungi, Ascomycota, Eurotiomycetes, Eurotiales, Aspergillaceae. Gene Ontology annotation, molecular function: DNA-binding transcription factor activity, RNA polymerase II-specific; RNA polymerase II cis-regulatory region sequence-specific DNA binding. The coding region runs from base 332 to 2593 and encodes 753 amino acids. The record is from RefSeq and is a predicted model, not a curated record. Gene Ontology annotation, biological process: regulation of DNA-templated transcription.